AUGAGUUGCAUGUUUUUAACGACUUCCUACACGACGACAUUCGCUUUUGACCGGCCCCACCAUACGCUCAUCUUUGCGUCCUUUCUUUCGGGUGUAUCGCUCUUGGUUUUAAGCAGAUUCGAUAUCACUAUUCCACGCAUACCCCAACCGCAGCACAAAUACACUGCCAUCCCUCUCGCCGAACGCGUUGAUCAACCAUCGGGAGAGGCGCCUCUUUCGCCCAGCAGUCCGAUCAGGGAUUUCUUCCUUACAAAAUCGGGUAACCGGAGAUGGUGGACCAAGAUUGCCUUGAUUUCGAUGCUUGGCUGGAUAAGGGUAGAGUUGUAUCGCCAGGUGACCGUUAAGAUUGAGUGCGCGCCAGUCGGAUACGCAUACGCGAUACCGUUCCUCGUUUCAAUCUACGAUUAUUGGCGCAAUCAACGAUCUCGUUCAAUCCCAGAAGGCUCGGACACUGAUUCAGAAAUCUCUCUCAAUGCGCGAAUUCGCACACUGGCCAUCAUUGUCCGACGUGUACACGCCGUUUUCUGUCAGAGUCGCAUGCGAUACGUCAUAUCGGCCACUUUUCUCAUGAUUGGCGGAUUAGUGGCAUCGGAGUUUCAAGAAGGCAUACAGUCGACUUAUAUCUGUCCAAUCAGUUCGGGCCAAUAUGCCCUACUGCGGUUCAUCGGGAUUUUGAGUGUCUUGCUUGACUCGGUGAUCUUGAUUAGUGUGAGCGAACUGUUUUGGGAGAGCACUCGGCCUCGAGAAGGCAGAAAUAAACAUUUUCUGGUCUCCUGCGGUUUUGGCCUAAUUGGAAUUGCUGCUUUUUGGACCUUGAUCGCAAUCAUUCUCGCCAUUCGGGCCAGCGAUCAGAAUGACGGCUUUGUCAUCUCUCAUUACUUGCCAAGCGCAUUCAAUCAAAGUCUGCUGAUGACGCUCCUUGUGCUUUCCACUUCUCAGCUUAUACCGUUUUACGGCAUAAUUGGAAUUUCCAUCCUAGCCGGGUUCGUUGUCGGUUGCUUCACGCUGACCGCCACAUUGUUCGAUGGGCAAGAACCCUUUCCAUUGAUCUAUCCGUCACAUGCUUUCGCGUCCCUUCUUGCUAUCUUUCUUGGGGGUGUCUUGUAUUUGUGUGGCCGUAUGGCAUCCAACGAAGAACCGCCUUUCUUAUACAGAGCAAAUAUUGUGAUGCGAGUGGUGUUCUCGGCACUUUUUGGCAUUGGCAUCAUCCUGGUCGCCAGUCAGCCGGUGUUGACGAACCUCCAUACGAUCGAGCUGCUGAUCUAUGAGAACAUAAAACAUCAUGACGCAUGGUCUUCUCAGGCCAAAAGCAGCAAAAGUCUUGCCGAUGCUGUUGCGAACUAUCGCAAACGAUAUAAUCAGCAUCCUCCACCGGGCUUUGAUAAAUGGUACGAAUACGCCAACAGUAGGUCUUCCGUUGUGAUUGAUGAAUUUGAUCAAAUCCAUAUGGAUCUUCUCCCGUUUCGUGCAUUGUCUCCCGCGAGACUCCGAGACCUAACGCGCGACUUGGCCACAAACCCAUUCAACGACAUUGGGGCUAUCAGUAUUAGAAAUGGCACGCCCAGAGUACAAGAGGGGAUCAAACCAACUCAUGCCUGGAUGGUCCUGGGUGCUGCCAAAAUGCUCGAGAACUUCUCUCAAUAUUUACCCGACAUGGAUCUGGCUUUCAACCUAAACGACGAGCCACGCGUGGCCGUGCCCUGGGAGGAGGCAUCCAAGUUGGAGACGGAAGCAAAAUCUCAUGGCCAGGCUCCCGAUAACAGCGUAUUGACCGUAUGGUCGGCGGACCGUGGCAUGCAAUGGGCUCCUAUAGAGCCAGCGGAUCAAACGACCGAGACGGUGUUUACAGAUAGCUCCAUACAACCUAUUUUCGACCGAUAUAUACGCCCGCUAUGUCCUCCGUCGUCGAAAGCUCGGUCGAAACGGAUCUGGGACCGGCGUCACAUUUGCCUGGACUGUGUGCGGCCGCAUUCGAUGGGUCAGUUUCCCCUAGAUGCGAACAGCAUGACCGACGUAUGCCAUCAACCAGACCUUGCAUCGCUUCACGGGCUUUUCAUUUCUCCUGCAUCCUUCAAAGUAUCCCAAGUCUUGACGCCCGUUUUCAGCCAGAGCAAGGUGUCCGGAUUCAAUGAUAUCUUGUUUCCUAGCCCGUGGAACUAUGUGGAUAAGAUCAAGUACGAGCCGUCUGAUGAGUAUCCCGACCAGGAGUACGAAAAGAAGGAGAACACGCUUUUCUGGAUUGGCAGCACAUCGGAGGGAGUGAGCCGCUCAGGGGAAUGGAAGGGAAUGCCUCGCCAACGAUUUGCGCACCUCAUCAACAACAAUACUCAGAGCCACGUAUCGGUCUUGCUGCCCGUUGAAGGUACCGAUAGCUAUCGGUAUGAGGUCCUAGACGGCUCGGCGCCGACAAAUCUCCUCGGACUGAACACCGCCGUUAACCUCCUGAAUCCUAUUCGAUGUGGCUCGGAUUGCGAGGCGCAGAAGGAAGAGCUGGGCGCCGCCGCGUCCACGGUAGAUUUCCAGAGUCACUGGAAGUAUCGGUAUCUGUUUGACCUAGACGGCGCGGGCUUCAGUGGUCGAUUUCUUCCGUUUUUACAGAGUCACAGCCUGCCCUUCAAGACUGGCUUGUUUCGACAGUGGUUAGACCGGCGGGUUACUCCCUGGCUCCACUAUGUUCCCAUUGAUGUCCGUCUGCACGGAGUUUGGAGCACCCUGGCCUACUUUGCCAAAUUCGACGUGCCAGUCACGGGGGACCCCAACCGUCAGCCCAAAGACUUGACGCAGCGACACGAUGCUCGAGGCAAGUAUAUUGCCGAAGAAGGACGCAAGUGGGCCGAGAAGGCCCUGCGGAAGGAGGACAUGGAGAUCUACUUCUUCCGCCUGCUGUUAGAGUGGGGCCGACUGACGGAUGAUAAUAGAGAUAUGCUUGGGUUUAAGAUGUGA
Aspergillus viridinutans is the source of this 2943-nucleotide messenger RNA. RefSeq names its product putative capsular associated protein. Bases 1 to 2943 code for a protein of 980 amino acids. The transcript has 6 exons. The record is from RefSeq and is a predicted model, not a curated record. Lineage: Eukaryota; Fungi; Ascomycota; Eurotiomycetes; Eurotiales; Aspergillaceae.